CCAUCUGGCAACACUGGCCGGGAAACACUUUAGUUUUCCCAACUUCGGCUCGCAACUGCCGCAGCCGCCGCCGCCCACCUUCCACCGCCCACCGUCCGCCGGGAGCCGCACCACCGAGCAAAACCGCAACCCGUGGAGAUGGCCCUGCCCUCGAUCUCGACGCUGCUGGGCGUGGCCUUCCUGGCGUACAUCGGCCACUCCAUCUACCAGAUGUCGCAGCUCUUCACCACGCUGCAGUGCAGCGGCGUGCCCUGCUACACGUCCUUCCUGGCGGACCGGCCACGCCUCCAGCUGGCGCUGUUCUCCUCGCUCAGCCGCAAUCCCAUCGCCUCCGAGGUGCGGGAUCUGUACAAGGCCAAGAGGUUCGAUUAUGAUCAGAGCUUCGAGCACGACUUUGAGCUGGAUGUGCCGCUAAAGACGCGGCGCAAUGGCUCCUUGUACUUCCAUGUGGUGGUGGCCCUGGAGGGUGAGCCCCUGGAAUGGCGCAGCCUGCGCCGAGAUGGACCCACCGUGGUCCACACCAUGAGUCUCACAGAUUACAUGGUACCAAGGGCGGAGGCCUUCAAUCUGCUGGGGGAAUCCGAUAAGGGAGCCGGCGCUGCUGUCCAGGAGAAGAAGUCCGGAAAGAAGUCCGCCUCCUCCGGACGUCCCAGCACCCAUAUCCGGUCGAACGUAUACGUGACCCUGCUCACCGAUCUCUUUUCCGUCUCGCAAGCUGAUGUGCCACCGGAAUUGGCGCCUCUGAUUCGCGUCAACCGCGUGCAACAGAUCCUGCCCAUUCUGCAGACUGAUACGUUCAACACGCGACUGAAGGACCUGGUGCCCGUCACCCGGAAUACCACCGAGUUCACCUUCAGCUUCCACUACAAGCCGGUGGGCGUGGGCAAGCUCCGGCUGAUGCUGCUCAUGGAGCACGCCACCCAGGCCCUGCUCACCAUCGGAUUCGCCACCAAGGACAUCGACGAGGUGAAGGGCAUCUUCUCGGACACCAAUGUGUACCUGCUGUGCGGCACCAUCUUCGUGUCCAGCAUCCACAUGCUCUUCGACUUUCUGAGCUUCAAGAACGACGUGGCCUUCUGGCGCAAGAAGCAGUCGUACGAGGGCCUCUCCAGCCGCACCACCAUGUGGCGGGCGUUCUCGCAGAUCGUGAUCUUCCUGUAUCUGCUGGACGAGAACACCUCGUAUCUGGUCCUCGUGCCCGUCGGCCUGGGCACCCUCAUCGAGCUGUGGAAGUGCAAGAAGAUCUUGCGCCUGGAGCUAAGCUUUAGCGGCCUUAUUCGCCGCAAGCUGGAGCAGGUGGACCAGCGGAACGGCAAGCAGCCGGACGGGCAGUUGGCGCAGGAGCAGGAGACCGAUCAGUUCGAUCGGCAGGGCAUGCGGUACCUGAGCUACCUGCUGUAUCCGCUCUGCCUGGGCGGAGCAGUGUAUUCGCUGCUCUACCAGCCACACCGCUCCUGGUACUCCUGGACGCUCAACUCGCUGGUCAAUGGGGUCUACGCCUUCGGGUUUCUGUUUAUGUUGCCGCAACUGUUCGUCAACUACAAGCUGAAGUCUGUGGCCGCACUGCCGUGGCGCGCAUUCAUGUACAAGGCAUUCAACACCUUCAUCGACGACUUCUUCGCCUUCAUCAUCACCAUGCCCACGGCCCAUCGGGUGGCCUGUCUGCGCGACGACAUUGUGUUCAUCAUCUAUCUGUACCAGCGCUGGCUCUAUCCGGUGGACAAGAGUCGCCUGGACACGGGUCUGGCCGCUGGCGAAGCCCUGGACACUGCCAACGCCCCAUCGACCGCCACGGCGGCCAGUCGCAAGAAGCGCAAUUGAUCCUGUGUCACCAAGAGAAGCAAAGAUUGCACAUUCCGUCUGUAGCUUCCGGUCUGGCCUAAGCUGUAGUCCAUUCGCGUUUUAAUGUAACCCGUAUCCGUCUUUAGUUCCGUAGUGAUAUAAACACCGUGUUGUAGACCGGCUACUUAAAACUUGUGUUUAAAUGGUUAAUUAACGCUAAAUACAAAUCGAAAGUAGUCAUUGUCCCUUAGCAGGCAGUGAUCCCAACCGAAAA
Drosophila subpulchrella is the source of this 2056-nucleotide messenger RNA. Its product is annotated as cleft lip and palate transmembrane protein 1-like protein. The record is from RefSeq and is a predicted model, not a curated record. Lineage: Eukaryota; Metazoa; Arthropoda; Insecta; Diptera; Drosophilidae. Gene Ontology annotation, cellular component: endomembrane system; membrane. The transcript is spliced from 2 exons. The coding region runs from base 139 to 1821 and encodes 560 amino acids.